AAUCCGUCCAGCUCUCUCUCUCUCUCUCUCUCUCUCUCUCUCUCUCUCUCUCCUGUGACCUCCGAAAACCUAAUUCGACGUAGCUGAGCUAACCAAUCCGACUGAUUUCUUCAUCAAUUAAACCGGAAGAACCCCAUGGUAACGAGCAAUACUCUACACACCAGAUUUGAAAGAGUAAUUUUGCCACACCAGAACGCGUAUUGAGCGGGGGAGAUUUCGUAACCUGAAUGGAGUCUUCUUCGGUGAUCACUCCGGAAGAUGUUUUGGAGUCUUUGAUGAAUGACGGCACUAUCGAUGCUUUGAGAUUGAAGAUUAUCAAUCAGCUCAAAGCUAACGAAGAGCUGAAGAAUAAUACUAUUAAAAUGGCCGAACAGAGUAAAGUUCUUAACACUCCGGGGGCAGAAAAGCAGACAAAAAGGGAGCUAUUUGAUGCACUUCGGCAUGAACUUGAGACUCCAGUGCUUGAGAAAGCCUCUAAAUCCGUUUGGGAGCUGAUUUUGGACAAUAAUGGGCUGGGGAAGGAAAUAAGUGAAACAGUUGAAAGGGUAUUCUGCCGAUUAAGUGGCCAGGAGCCUCCAUUAUUCCCUCCAAAUACCGAAACCUUAUCAGAGAAGAAGAACGACAAGGCUAGUGAGAAAGGCAAAGGGAAAGUGGUAGAAAGUGGAAAGGAGAAUUCGGACUCAACAUCAAAGAAAAGAAAACUUGAUGAGACGAACACCGAGGAUGGAACAGAUGAAGUCGCAAGCGGAUCUGGCAGACGACCUUAUGUGCCGGAUGAUUCUACAAAGGUGCCUCAGCCAAGUGUGAAGACAUAAGCCGAGCCAUGCAUGAGUCCGACAGAUAGAGCUAAGAGUUGGUUGAACCCGCCGGAUCAGUAGCUGAAGUUCAUGGACUCUCUCUUUUGUUAAUAUACUACGUUGGAUCCACAGAAAUCACUACACAAUUUUCUUAGGGAGCUAGGAUCAAUUUGAACUAGGUGUAGGAAUAGCUAUGCGUCAAUAACUUCUAUGAGGUUGGCAUUUAUUUAGAUUGUUACACUUGCAUUAGAUUAACCUUGUUAGCAACCCAAAAUUCGAAUCGAUCAAAUAUUUGUAGAUGUUCAUCGGAUAGUUGUUCUGUAGGUGUUCACUCGGUGUAUUCAUGACUUGCACAGUUGUUUGGUUGAUUGUGGAGAUUAGGAUUAGAAUGGAGAACUUCUAUUUGUUUGGCAUUAUACAUCUUGUUAAAUGUUGGCAGA
Molecule: messenger RNA, 1237 nt
Organism: Rhododendron vialii
Lineage: Eukaryota; Viridiplantae; Streptophyta; Magnoliopsida; Ericales; Ericaceae
Exons: 3
Coding region: 228-815 (195 amino acids)
Source: RefSeq, a predicted model, not a curated record